Messenger RNA from Ambispora leptoticha, 342 nucleotides. The record is from the annotation of a GenBank genome assembly. Lineage: Eukaryota; Fungi; Glomeromycota; Glomeromycetes; Archaeosporales; Ambisporaceae.
AUGAAAUUUGUAAUGGUGCAACUAGCCAAGGAGCAUCCACUGUUCCAGUUUGAAACGAGUUUUAUAGAGUUAAAUCAGGUCAAAUUUGCGAUAUUUGUGGUUGGUUGUUUAAUGAUGGGCAAGGGCAGCAACAUGAACUUUCUUGGACUUCGACAGAAUGUAAUUGUGGAAAAGAAACUUGGAAAAAUUCUUUUGGAGACAUUAAACCUUGUCCAACUUGUUCAAAAAAGACUUUUCCUAACCAGCAAGGAUCGCAAAUCCUUUUAUCCACUCUCACCCAACUCCAACAAUACUUCCUCGCCAACAACAUCCACUCCAUCACUAAUGAAAAUGGAAACUUAA